GACUUCGGGACUUCAAAGAUAUUUUGCAAAGAGACAAAACCCCCAGCAGCACGCAGCAAAUCCAGAGACAGCCUGGAGACGAUUUCCUCAACCUCAAGUUCCUCAACUUCGCCCUCCCAGUCGUCGGUGAGCAGCAGCAGCAGCAGCAGCAGCAGCAGCAGCAGCGAAGGGAUAGCGACAGUGCAGUGUCUGUGCAGCAGCAGCACCACUGCAACAGCAGCAGCACGGUGGCGACAACACUGCAGCAGCAGCAGCACGGCAGCAGCAGCAGCGGCAGCGUAG
Eimeria tenella is the source of this 282-nucleotide messenger RNA. RefSeq lists its product as uncharacterized. The record is from RefSeq and is a predicted model, not a curated record. The annotation marks the transcript as partial. The transcript has a single exon. NCBI's taxonomy places the organism in Eukaryota, Apicomplexa, Conoidasida, Eucoccidiorida, Eimeriidae.